AUGUAUGUAGAAUCGAAGCGACAUGCAAAUAAAUCUUCAGCAGAUAUUUGUGCAGAAGAAAUAAAACGAUUGUCGCAAGAACAACGAUACAUCAUUCAAAAAACUUUCAAAUAUUUGUAUAAUGAUCCCCAGAAAAAUGGACAAAAAAUUUUUGUUCUACUACUCGGCGACUUCCCAGAAUACAAACAGAUAUGGCCACAAUUCAGUGGCAUUCCGGAUAGUUCAAUCAUAACAGCAGAUGUAGUUAAAGAACACGGGUUGGUCUACUUAGCCGGGCUUAAAGCCAUUAUUGAUAAUAUGCCAUAUGAAGAAAAAUUAGUGAAAACGAUAAACAGAAUCACCACUGCACAUUUGAAGUGGAACAUUUGCAAAAGUCAUAUCAUGAACAUGCUAAAAGAAGUGGUCGUAAUUUUGCAAUCAUAUCCGCAUUGUCAAGGGAAACAUGUCGAAGAAGCUUGGUUUACACUAUUCGAUGUGAUUGGAAACCUAGUAGAUACAUUCAAGUAA
This is a messenger RNA of Brugia pahangi, 507 nucleotides long. The record is from the annotation of a GenBank genome assembly. NCBI's taxonomy places the organism in Eukaryota, Metazoa, Nematoda, Chromadorea, Rhabditida, Onchocercidae.